CCAACGUGCAGCUGAGCAGCUGGCCCCCAGCUUGGGCCUCCUUCACACCAACCACGGCCAUGACUCCCUGGCGGAUUCUGAGCCUCCUUGUCCUGCUCCUGGGCUGCUGCACCCCCGGGACCCAAGGCAAUGACGGAGGGGCACAGGACUGCUGCCUCAAGUACAGCAGCAAGAAGAUUCCCGCCCGGGUGGUCCGCAGCUACCGCAAGCAGGAGCCGAGCUUGGGCUGCCCCCUCUCUGCCAUCCUGUUCUCACCCAAGAAGCAGUCCCUGCCCGAGCUGUGUGCCGACCCCAAGGAGGCCUGGGUGCAGCAGCUGAUGCGCCUCCUGGACCAGCCUCCCGCCCUCCGAGAGACGACCAAGGGCUGCCGGAGAGACAAGUCUGGCAAGAAAGGGAAGGGCCCCAAAGGCUGUAAGAGGACCAAGCAGUCAGGUACCCCAAAAGGGCCAUAAUAGCUCUGUGACCAGCCUGGAGCCCAGGACCACCCUCCCUUCCCCGACAGCUUCACCCGGGCUUGGAACCCCACCCCAAGGGACAAGAAGUGGGCCUGGAGAGAGAGGAGAUUUGAGUCCCCCCACAGCCACCCCUGCUGGCCUUGCCUCACCCCUUCUCCUGUAAUACCCACCCCAUCUGGCUUCCUGGUACCCCCUGCAUGGCUGAGCAGUGCCCAGGCCAGGCCCUGGGAGACAGAGGAGGCAACAUAUCCUGGAAGUCUGAGAGGAGGCAGCAGGACUGUCCGCCUGUGAGGAAUGGUUACUCGGGCUCUGGACCUGCCUUUGCACCCUCCACGCCCCACUUCUUCCUUGUAAAUAGGGAGCAGAUG
Molecule: messenger RNA, 823 nt
Organism: Sorex araneus (European shrew)
Lineage: Eukaryota; Metazoa; Chordata; Mammalia; Eulipotyphla; Soricidae
Gene: CCL21
Product: C-C motif chemokine ligand 21
Exons: 4
Coding region: 60-452 (130 amino acids)
Biological process (GO): positive regulation of GTPase activity; neutrophil chemotaxis; G protein-coupled receptor signaling pathway
Cellular component (GO): extracellular region
Molecular function (GO): CCR chemokine receptor binding; chemokine activity
Source: RefSeq, a predicted model, not a curated record